AUGGCAUUAUCUGACUAUGGAGCCCGAUCCAAACCCUUCACCAAAGCUCAGCGCGGCCCAGCCCAACUCAAACCCCUUGUCACAGCGACGCUCCGGCAAGCGCGCCGCCUCACCCGCCGCCGCAGCCCUGAGCCGGCACUCCCCAUUGCUCCAGCCCCCGUUGCACCACCACCCGCGAACUCACCCCCCUCUAUGCCCACCGCUUCUCUCUUCCUCACUUUCCUCCCUCCCGAAAUACGUGCGCGGAUCUACCACUUCGUCUUUGCGGGCCGGGAGCUGCUACUCGGCGUACGUUGGAACAUCUUCACGUGCAGACCUUCGAGGGGCGCUCUACGGUACAGGGAGAUUAAUUCGGAUCACACGGGCGGAAAGUGGCAGGCGGGCUGGCGGGGAGAGGUGGUUAGGGAGUACCCUGACAACUACCAGUAUCUGGAGUUUAAACAGGAGCCCGGCGAGGAGAGGAAGUUGCUUAAACAGGAGCCCGGCGAGGAGAGGAAUUUGCUCGGGCUAGCGCUAUGUUGUCGACAAGUCUACGCGGAGUCGAUCAGGUUCUUAUAUGCCUCGACGGGCUUCACGUUUUGGUACCAGCCGUCGCUAGGGCAGUUCGUGCACGGAAACACGAAGCGCGUGGAUUACAUGCGGUGGGUUCGGGUGAUGCGGCUGGAGUUCCAGUUUAGUGUCCCAGUUGUUGCCGGGGGGGUUGAUGUGCGUGCGGGGUGGAACGAGGUGCUGGACGGCCAGGAUUGGGAGGAUAUAUGUCGUUGCUUGGGGUUGAUGACUGGGCUUAGGGUGCUGCAUGUUUCUAUACUUCCGUCCGAUACAUUGGUGAAUCAGGAAUGGGCGGACGAUAUGGUUUGGGCGAUGCUGGAGUUGCUUAGGACGGCGAGGGCGGAUGAGUUUAGAGUGUCGGUCCGGAAGCCGUUUAUGAAGUUUAGAGAGGUGCUGGGGGAGGCGCCAUUUGAGCUGUAUGAAGUGUAUGAGGAUUACUGAGAUGCGGGAAGGGCGAUGAAUAUUAGGAGGGACUAUAAGAUAGAUGUAUUGUAUUUCCGGACCGUAUCUAAGAUGAUUAUAAGUGGGAAGUCGAGAAGCUAAGCGCUAUCUUGUAGCGGCGAUUUCAUAUCUUCCAAUUUACAGUAUCUUAAUAAUCAAUACUAGCA
Molecule: messenger RNA, 1157 nt
Organism: Pseudogymnoascus destructans
Lineage: Eukaryota; Fungi; Ascomycota; Leotiomycetes; Thelebolales; Thelebolaceae
Exons: 2
Coding region: 1-990 (329 amino acids)
Source: RefSeq, a predicted model, not a curated record